Penicillium pulvis is the source of this 663-nucleotide messenger RNA. RefSeq names its product GNAT family N-acetyltransferase. The record is from RefSeq and is a predicted model, not a curated record. The coding region runs from base 1 to 663 and encodes 220 amino acids. Lineage: Eukaryota; Fungi; Ascomycota; Eurotiomycetes; Eurotiales; Aspergillaceae. Gene Ontology annotation, molecular function: acyltransferase activity, transferring groups other than amino-acyl groups. The transcript has 2 exons.
AUGGCAGAUGACUUUUUCCCCCGUCAGCCGGUGUAUGCACUGGUUCCAUCAUCUGGGCCAUCCAUUGAAAGUGACCGACUCCUCCUUCGCCCCGUCGAAGAUCGUGACACUGCAGCAUUAUUUGCCGUACGUGCUCGACCAGAAGUAGCAAAAACCAAUCACCCCAAAACGCCAUUCCAGUCAAUUGAACAAACAAAAGAAUGGCUAUCGAGCAAAAUAUUCAAGGCACCAGCCAGUGUCAUUGGUCGUUCGUUUGUGUAUUCAAUCGUGGAUAAAUCAAUUCCAGAUACCCAAGAACAAGUCAUUGGUUAUAUGGGCAUCAAUGCCGUCGACCCGUGUCCAGAAAUCGGAUACUCGCUUCUUCCAGAGUCUUGGGGUAAAGGGUUCGCAACGGAGGCAUUGCGAAUGAUGUUGAAGAUGUGGUGGGAUCUUCCCAGACUGGACCUGGAUGAUAUGGAUCGAGCCUCUGGAUUUGUGGAAAAGGUUUAUGCGCUUUGUGAGAAGAAUAAUCUUGGGAGUUGUGCGGUGUUGAGCAAGUGUGGGUUUGAUAUUGUGGAAGAAGUACGGUUUGGUACUGAUGAGCUAUACAUGUGGUCUGUAAAGAAGCCGGAGGGCUCUCAGAAUGUGGGUGCAAGUGUGCAAUAUCGCUACAUUGAGAUUUAG